AGUAGGCCGGAUCCCCCUAUAUUGGACUAGUCUAGCGCACUCUUUCAUGCUUAAAAAGUUGGAGAAAAGGAAAAAUGAAAAAAAAGCGAUCCGCGCCACUUGUGGGAUUACACUUGGUUUUGUCGUCGUCGUUGUUGUUGUUGCGAUCAAGGAAAUUAAAGAAAGAAGUUGACGCCAAUGCGUUGUUCAAUUGGUUCUUUACACCCUUUGACAUUCCAAUCUGUUUAGAUAGACACCAUUAAAAUUUUAAGGUGCAACCAGCCAAAAAAGCUCCAUGAUUGAGAAGAAGAGAGUUCAAAUUCUUGUCUUUCUAGCUAGCAUGAUCACUCUUAGCAUGACCGCUGGAAAAUGUCGCGACUUGGUCGGUCAAGAGGCUGCAUCUAAGAGUGGCCAAUUUAGAUGGUGGAACUGUUUUGAUGGGGGUUCAGGAACCAUAGGUUGUGCCGUCAAGGAAGGUGUGAAGUUGUAUUUCUAUAACAGCAGAUCCUCUCAUGUGGAUAGAGUAAAGAAUUUAGCAAUUAAGACUGCUUUGAGUGAUGCGAUAUCACAAGGCCUAACGACAAAAGAUGCAACUAAACUAGCUCAGAAAGAAGGAGAAAAAGCAGCAAAGACAGCUGUCGGGGAAACCAAGCGUGUUAUUGGUCCUACUAUUUCUGCAGGAUGGGAUUUUUUUGAAGCACUUUAUUUUGGGGGUACAUCAGUUGAGGGAUUCCUUAGGAGUUUAGGUACUUUGUUGGGCACCCAUUGGGUUGGCUAUCUUGGUGAACACAACUUAGGCAGGUUUGGUUAUAUGGUUGGAAGUCAGUUGGGCAGUUGGGUAGGAGGAACAAUAGGCUUGAUGGUAUAUGAUUUGGUAAAUGGAGUGGAGUAUAUGCUCGAGCUUCUCCAUAUAAAAGAAACUGAAGUUAAUGAGUAGGUUUCAAAGCUUCUGAAGAUGCCAGUAAUUAAGUCAUGAGGCACCUGCUUAUGAGCCAUGUUGCUCAGACUCUCCAAAAGUGUUGCCACAUCUACGUCGGAUUCUUCAAAAAUACACUAUUUUUGGAAUAUCAGACAUGCACCCAACGAUAUUUUUGAAGAGUCUGAGCAACAUAGCUUAUGAGAGCCCUCAAAUACAUUGAUAUCUCAGAUUAAGUGAAUUUCAAGUGUCUUGCGAAUAUUAAUUUUUUUUUUCUAGAAUUAGAGAUCAGCCAUACAAUUGCCUUGUUUUCUCACUAUUUGCACGUUAUUUAGAAAUAUAUACUCCCUGUGUCCCAAGUUAACUUUCACUUUAACUCAAAAAACAAAAAAAGUUCUAAAAUAAUUCUCACUUUAGAAGUUCAAGAUUUAAGUUGACAAUUACUUUCAAAAUAUACCUUUAAUAUUAAAAAGAAUGCAUGGUGUUUAAGAGGACACAAUCAAUUUACUUAUAUUAAAGAUGAAAUACAUAUAGAGACACUUAAAUUUGUCACCAACAGCCACUUAAGCACCUUAACAAUCCAAGCGACCAAAUAGUUCUAGUCUACAUAA
Lycium ferocissimum is the source of this 1506-nucleotide messenger RNA. RefSeq lists its product as uncharacterized. The transcript has 2 exons. NCBI's taxonomy places the organism in Eukaryota, Viridiplantae, Streptophyta, Magnoliopsida, Solanales, Solanaceae. The coding region runs from base 275 to 916 and encodes 213 amino acids. The record is from RefSeq and is a predicted model, not a curated record.